Vanessa atalanta (red admiral) is the source of this 4160-nucleotide messenger RNA. It is a transcript of the gene Sarm, whose product is annotated as NAD(+) hydrolase sarm1. The record is from RefSeq and is a predicted model, not a curated record. The transcript is spliced from 13 exons. Bases 24 to 3998 code for a protein of 1324 amino acids. Gene Ontology annotation, molecular function: signaling adaptor activity; NAD+ nucleosidase activity; protein binding. NCBI's taxonomy places the organism in Eukaryota, Metazoa, Arthropoda, Insecta, Lepidoptera, Nymphalidae. Gene Ontology annotation, biological process: negative regulation of MyD88-independent toll-like receptor signaling pathway; signal transduction; response to axon injury. Gene Ontology annotation, cellular component: dendrite.
ACGUCUUAAGUAGUUGUACUGUGAUGCGUCGGAAGGAGCUACCUCUAGCUCAAAGCGGUCGAGGCAGAGGUUUAAUAGCAACCAGAGCAAAUCAACAGCAGCAUAGAAUGCAAGGCCUUAAAAGUCAACUACCGAGAAGCUACUCCUCACCCGCUCCACAAAAUGAGACCAGCCCCCGGAGUAGUCAAUGUAAAAGUGCCGUCAUGAGAAGUUUUUCGUCACCUGAACCUAAACCGUCGAGUAGCAGACGAAAUUCGGAAUCAUUUUAUAGACCAGACUCUCGAGGUUCGAGGAGCGAACUGGAUUCUGAUUUGGAACAUUUUGAACAAUUUGAAGAUUGUUUAAUUGAUAUUGAUGCGGAAGCUGACGAAGCAUACGGACAUUAUCAAGGAAGUCCCGAGAGAGAAAGACCUAAGCGUGUGAUCACAACGCUUCUUCCCGGCAGCGGCCUUCAGAAAAUUACAAUUAGACCAAUUUAUUCUAACACAGCCCAAGGCCAAACCGUUCAAGAAGCUUGUAAAACGUCGAAAAUAGAUAAGGCUGAAAAUAAAAAAAUUUCUCGUCUGAACUUUCGUCCUCUUAUCCUGAAAAUGCCAACUCCAAAUAUUCUUCAUUCCGAAUCAGAGCACUCUAUAGGCAUCGAGGAGUUGCAAUCAUCACCACAGCUGGAAAUGGAAGUAAUGGAACUGAACAGAGAAUUUGAUAAGGGAGAGGAACACUUAAAUAAAGAUAUCGCAAUAGCGGUCGCGGAAAGUGAUACUGAGGUACGUUCAGAAGAGUCCCUCGUUUCACCGGGAAAGACAACAAAAACUUCACGAUGGAUACCAGAAUUCUCCUUGGAUGGCAGCAACAGUUUAAAGUCCAACGGCAGCGCCAAGGACCUGGCAUCUGUGAUGGAGAACCUGAAGAAGAGCAGCCUCGCCCGCCAGAACCAGACUCUCAACACACAGGUCACAAGCUCUUUAAAACAACAAAUGGUGUCUAGUACAACUUCAAGCAGUGCUGUCACGAGCCAGAGGGUGCAGAGCUCGUCACAGCGUGCUAGUUCCAUGAAGUCAGACCUCACAGAAUUAAAAAGUUCAAUUUCUGAAAUGAAAACACUCAGCAAUUCCGCUUUAAAUUUCGGACAAAGAUUAAGAAGCUCGAUGGAGAACAUAGUAGAUCAAGACGAUAUAAAGGAACGGCAUAUAUCUGACAUAAGAGAUCUCAGUGAAAUGGGAGAUAUCGGUGAUAUGAGUGACAUGAGCGAUUUGGCUGGAGAUGGCCCUUUAGUUACCUUUCCAGAAUCAGACACGCCGCCACCUGACAAGCAAUGUCUAUUAGCAAGUAACGCUACAUCCGUUGGGACUAAUGCCGCAAACGAGUUAAAAUACAGUGCCGCUCGAAUGACUUCAGCGAGCUCUACACGAGUUGUUACGGACGGAUACAGUGCAUCAAAAUCAGAAGCUAACAGUACAAGGAUGCGCCGGCUACAACACGGGGAUAUGCAAUACGCGGAACGCAGUGCUGCCGGAGCGUCACAUAGACUUUUACAAGCUGAGGGGUUAACUGCAGAACAAAAUGCUGCAUAUCAUCAGGAGAAGCGAUCAUUGCAAGCUGGAGAAGUAACAGCUCAGGAAGCGAACAACAUGUCUGCAACAAGUUCACGGUUGCAAACGGAGGCAUUCAGUGCAGAGAAGAAGGCAAUGGCUUCAUCGCAAGCUCGACAAACAGUAACAUCAAGCGGCAUGUUUAGUCACAAGGAGCACUCAAGUGUCGCACACUCGAAUAUGACCAUUUCAAGCAAAAACUUAACUACGAAAUCAACUCUGUUAUCCUCACAGAUGAGUCAAUUAUUGAAUGGAACAGUUAAGCCUGGUGAUGAAGACUUAUCAAACUUAACAUUUGAAGAUUUAGACAAAUUAGAUGCUAGUUCGAACCAAAAAGAUGUCGAAACAGCGAUACAAAAAUAUUCUCACCGUGUGAACGCAUUUAUAACCGCUGUAAAAAACAAUCAAAUAGAUUUAAAAAACGCAUGCACACACUUUAACAAACUAAACGAAAUGCUGAGAAGAGCAUGGGCAGUGCCGACGUACGGACACGAAUUGGGCUACUCCUUAUGCAAUACAUUGCGAACUUCUGGUGGUCUUGAUAUAUUAAUGGCCAACUGCUUAGAAUCAAAUAAUCCCGAUUUACAAUUUUGCUCCGCUAAACUUCUCGAACAAUGCCUUACUACAGAAAACAGAGCUCAUGUCGUUGAAAACGGACUUGAAAAAGUCGUGAAUGUCGCUUGUGUAUGUACAAAACAUGCAAACUCCGUAGAUCACGCAAGAAUAGGUACUGGAAUUUUAGAACACUUGUUCAAACAUAGUGAAGGCACUUGUAGCGACGUUAUUAAGCUCGGUGGCUUAGACGCAGUUUUAUUCGAAUGCAGGAAAAAUGACAUUGAAACUCUUCGACAUUGUGCCACCGCCCUUGCUAACCUUUCGCUUUAUGGUGGUGCAGAAAAUCAAGAAGCCAUGAUAAAGAGAUCAGUACCGAUGUGGCUGUUCCCUCUUGCUUUUCACAAUGAUGAUAAUAUUAAGUACUAUGCAUGUUUAGCUAUCGCUGUUUUAGUAGCGAAUAAGGAAAUAGAAGCCGCCGUCCUAAAGUCUGGUACUCUUGAUUUAGUAGAGCCAUUCGUUACAACGCAUAAUCCAUCCGAGUUUGCUCGAUCUAAUUUGGCACAUGCACACGGCCAGAGUAAAAACUGGCUGCAAAGGUUAGUCCCUGUACUGAGUUCAAAGCGAGAAGAGGCAAGGAACCUCGCUGCAUUCCAUUUUUGUAUGGAAGCCGGAAUUAAGAAACAGCAAGGCAACACAGAAAUCUUUAGGGAAAUCGGUGCUAUAGAGUCAUUGAAAAAAGUAGCCAGUUGCCCUAAUGCGGUUGCAUCCAAAUACGCUGCACAAGCAUUAAGGCUCAUAGGAGAGGAAGUUCCUCACAAGCUGUCACAACAAGUUCCUCUUUGGUCAAUAGAAGAUGUGCGAGAAUGGGUGAAACAAAUAGGUUUUUCCGAAUACGCCACUAACUUCUACGAGAGUCGAGUGGAUGGAGACUUAUUAUUACAAAUAACUGAAGACAAUCUCAAAGAAGACAUCGGAUUACAUAAUGGAAUCAAACGUAAAAGAUUCACCAGAGAACUUCAGCAAUUAAAGAAAAUGGCAGACUACAGUUCACGUGACACGGGCAGUUUAAAUGAAUUCUUACAAGGCAUUGGUCCAGAAUACACAAUCUAUACAUAUUCAAUGUUAAAUGCUGGUGUAGAUAAAGAAUCAAUUCGAGGGUUAAGUGAUGAACAACUAGAAGUGGAGUGUCGGAUAGUUAAUAGCAUACAUCGACUCCGAAUUCUAAACGCAAUACGAGCAUAUGAAAACAAUUUGCUGAGUAAAGGCGAAGAGAAUAUGGAAAAGAAAUUGGACGUGUUUGUAAGCUAUCGUCGGUCAAACGGUUCUCAACUGGCGAGUUUGUUAAAAGUUCACCUACAAGUGCGAGGUUUUACUGUAUUCAUCGACGUAGAGAGGUUAGAAGCGGGCAAAUUCGACAACAACCUACUCCGAAGCAUACGUCAAGCCAAACACUUUUUGUUGGUCCUUACACCAAAUGCCCUUGAAAGGUGCAAGCAUGAUACAGAACAAAAAGACUGGGUUCAUCGGGAGAUAGUGGCAGCGUUGCAAUCACAGUGCAAUAUUGUACCAAUUAUCGACAACUUUGAGUGGCCAGAACCCGAGGAGUUACCCGAAGAUAUGCGUGCCGUGUGUCACUUCAACGGCGUACGCUGGAUACAUGACUAUCAAGAUGCCUGUGUUGAGAAACUUGAGAGUUUCCUUCGCGGCAAAUCCAACCUCGCUAAUAGGUUGGAAGGUGCACUGAGAAGUCGUGGUGACGUGCCGACGCCCGGCACGGCUACCAUCGGUCGCGGUCCGCCUAACUACCAACGUAUGCACUCUAGCGAAAGUAGAGGCAGCGAUAAAGCAGAUUGACUAGAAACUUUACACACUCUGCCACCAGUAAGACCGAGAAGAAGCCGGCAGUCAUCAGUAGAAAAAGCUUUAGCAAACUCACAAAGUUGUGAACAAUCACCAAGCAGUAGUAGCAGCACCUCCAAAACAAAUUCGCCUGUUAAAACUUUAUAUAGUGUUCCC